AUGACGACGCGAUGCACACCAAACGCCGAGCACGGUCUGAUUAUGGAUCGUUGUGUUUUGGAUCCGUCGAAAAUUGAUUUUCCUUGUACAUCUACUACAGUARUUGGAUCAAUAAAACCAGAUUCGAAACAAACAAAUUCCGAUGAACUUUUUAAAUUGAACGUUCUUGAUUUAAGUUCAAYUUGUGAUGAAAGUGCCGUACAACCUGUUAUUAAUUUUCCUCGUACAGUUAUUUCCGGAAAACAUCGAUGUUUUCAAAGCAGUUGGUAUAGUAAACAUCCUUGGUUGGAAUAUUCAAUUACACUAAAUGCCGUUUUUUGUUAUUACUGCCGUCAUUUUCCUCCUCACCUAACGGUUUCUCAGUCUCAUACUGAAAAAGAUGCUUUAAUUAAUCGUGGAUAUUCUKAUUGGAAAAAUAUUAGUAACCUGACAAAAAAACAUGAAAAUACUAGUUCGCAUAAAAAUGCUUUAAUAAAAUACAACUCAUGGCUGUCAACAAAAAAAACCGGCUCAGUUUCAUCUCAAAUUAACCAACAAGUUAAGGACCAAAUUAUAAAAAAUAGAGAAACAUUAACAAGUAUAAUACGAUGUAUUUUGUAUUGUUCUCGACAAGACAUCGGAAUACGAGAACAUAAAAAAAUCAAUUCUACCGAAGAUACAGAUAAUCCAAAAAUCCAAAUUGGGCUUGUCAUGACUAAAUAUACGUCACCUGAUAUACAAAAUGAUUUAAUUAAAGCUGCAUCGAAUCUUACAUUACAUAAAAUAGUAAAAGAAGUUAAUCUUGGGAGYAAUAUUUUUAGUUUAAUUGUUGAUGAGGCUAGAGAUGAAUCGAAAAUUGAACAAAUUAGCGUUUGUAUAAGAUAUGUACACGAUUUAAAAAUAAAAGAAAGAUUUUUAGGAUUAAAUKAAUUAAAUGCCCAAGCGUUGUGUAACGGAUUGAUAUUAUUUUUAAAUAACACAGGUUUAGAMAUUAGUAAAUGUGUUAGUCAAUCAUAUGAUGGUGCUUCAGUUAUGCCGGGAGAAUUUUCAAGUGUUCAAACAAAAAUAAGAACUUUAGCAAAAAAUCCAUGCCCAUAUAUACAUUGCCAUGAUCACAGGCUAAAUCUAGUUCUUGUUAAUGUUACACAAAAUGUUCAAGAAGUAGGCGAAAUAAUAGGCUUAUUAGAAGCUGUUUUUGCAUUUCAAUCAGUAUCUACUCUUCGUCAUCAUGCUUUUUUCAAAGAAACAAAUUUCAAAAUCCCACAGCACUGUGAUACUAGAUGGGUCUCAAAAUAUAAAAGUAUACAAUUUUUCAAAACUCAUUUUGGUAGUAUUUUAAAAGUUCUUAAUACAUUUAAAGAAAGUUCUAAAAAACGAGAGGCAAAGGGAUUGAUUUUACAGUUUGCCAAGUUUGAAGUUAUUGUCAUACUUUGCACURUGUUAAUUAAGGCAACAAAAAAACAAAUUUUGGAUUUACGUGAGGAUAAAAAUUUCUAUGAAUUAUAURAACAGUCAUUGAUAAUUGCGCAAAAUGCAAACGUAUCUACACCAUCAAAUAAUGAUGUUUCCUCAAAUAGGAUGUCUCAAGGCCCAAGUAGAAUGACAGAUUAUUACAUAACUUCUACUACUGGUAAAAGACAUGUCAKAUGUGUUAAAAUGAACAAGCGAUUUGAUGAAAAUGGURAAUUUUAUGCAGUUUUAGGUGUAUUAGACCAAACUUCAAAAGCAUUUUUAGACUGUGAAACAAUAUGUAAUUUUGCAAAAACUUUUCCAUUUURUCGGUCUGAUGAAUUUCUCAGUAAACUAAAAUAUCAAUGUGCAUUAGGGAAAACAUUAUUUUCAUCUAGUUCUGGUCUUUUUGAAUUGUUGAAUCAAGUACAAAGUUAUAAAGUUGGAUUUGAAGAAUURAAAAAAGUAAUUGAACUUAUUGUUGUAAUUCCUGUAUCUAGUGCUUCAGCUGAAAGAAGCUUUUCAACAAUGAGAAGAGUGAAAACAUACCUCAGAUCAACUAUGAAAAGUUCUAGACUAAAUGAUUUGACAUUUCUUUCCAUAGAAAGAGAAAUAAGUGGACAAUUUAUGGAUAAUCCAUCACCUGUUAUUGACGAGUUUGCUGUUAUGAAGAAAAGAAGAUUAGAAUUUUUACUUUGA
Diuraphis noxia (Russian wheat aphid) is the source of this 2127-nucleotide messenger RNA. RefSeq lists its product as uncharacterized. Lineage: Eukaryota; Metazoa; Arthropoda; Insecta; Hemiptera; Aphididae. The record is from RefSeq and is a predicted model, not a curated record.